GAAUACACAUACUGCAGCAUGUUUGGUUUCGUGGUGCUGACCUGCGUGCUCUGCGUAGGACAAGCUGCAGGACAAAGAGAUGGUGAAAUUAUAAAUCAGAUUAAAAUGUCAAACCACGCCUUGACGGAGAUAAGAGAGCUUCUAAAACAAAUGAUCAAAGAGAUGGUAUUCCUUAAAAAUACAGUGAUGGAGUGCGAAGCCUGUGGGAUGGGUGGAGGGCUACCUCGACCAUCUUGUGUACCCAAUCCAUGCUUCCCUGGCGUAAAGUGUAUGGAGACACCUCAAGGUCUAAAUUGUGGACGCUGUCCCGAGGGCAUGGAGGGUAACGGCACCCACUGCACUGAUGUGGAUGAGUGUUCUGUGAUACCAUGCCACAUGGGUGUCCGGUGCAUCAACACAUCCCCAGGGUUCCGCUGUGGUUCUUGUCCCUCGGGAUACACUGGCCCUCAAAUACAAGGCGUUGGCAUGGCUUUCGCCACUGCUAACAAGCAGGUAUGCAAGGACAUCAAUGAGUGUGACAGCCACACAAAUGGGGGUUGUGUAGAGAAUUCCAUCUGUAUGAACACUCCAGGCUCCUUCAGAUGUGGCCCCUGUAAGAAAGGCUACAUAGGUGACCAGCGACGUGGCUGCAAGCCUGAGAGGGCAUGUGGGAAUGGCCAACAGAGCCCUUGUCACGCCAGCGCAGAGUGCAUCAUGCAUCGAGACGGCAAGAUUGAAUGUCAAUGUGGAGUAGGUUGGGCAGGCAACGGGUUCCUGUGUGGGCCUGACAUUGACAUUGAUGGUUUCCCAGACGAGAGGUUGGACUGUGCUCAGAGAAACUGUGCCAAGGAUAAUUGUCUCACUGUGCCGAACUCUGGUCAAGAGGAUGCUGAUCGUGAUGGAAUUGGAGAUGCCUGUGAUGACGAUGCAGAUGGAGAUGGGAUCCCCAAUACACAGGACAACUGCGUGCUGGUACCCAAUGUGGACCAAAGGAACCUCGAUGAAGACGAUUUUGGUGAUGCUUGCGACAACUGCCGUGCUGUCAAAAACAACGACCAAAAGGACACCGAUGUGGACAAAUAUGGCGAUGAAUGUGAUGAAGAUAUCGACGGGGAUGGAAUCCCCAAUUACCUGGAUAAUUGCAAAAGAGUUCCAAAUGCUGACCAAAAAGAUCGUGAUGGAGACAAAGUUGGAGAUGCCUGUGAUAGCUGUCCCUAUGAUCACAACCCAGACCAAUUGGACGCAGACAACGACCUGAUCGGAGACCCUUGCGACACUAACAAAGACAGUGAUGGCGACGGUCACCAAGACUCUCGUGACAACUGCCCAGCCGUCAUUAACAGCUCCCAACUGGAUACCGACAAAGACGGUAAAGGAGACGAGUGCGAUGACGACGACGAUGAUGAUGGCAUUCCGGACCUGCUGCCACCGGGUCCCGAUAACUGCCGUUUAAUCCCUAACCCCUUGCAGGAGGACUCCGACGGCAAUGGCGUAGGUAAUGUGUGCGAAAAGGAUUUCGACAACGACACCAUCAUUGACACCAUCGAUGUUUGUCCUGAAAAUGCCGAGGUCACGCUCACAGACUUCAGGGAGUAUCAGACUGUGGUUUUAGACCCAGAGGGGGAUGCUCAGAUUGACCCCAAUUGGGUGGUGCUGGACCAGGGAAGAGAGAUUGUUCAAACAAUGAAUAGUGAUCCUGGGUUGGCUGUUGGUUACACUGCUUUUAGUGGAGUCGAUUUCGAAGGGACUUUUCAUGUCAACACAGUGACAGAUGACGACUAUGCAGGAUUUAUUUUCGGGUACCAAGACAGCUCCAGUUUUUACGUGGUCAUGUGGAAACAGGUGGAGCAGAUCUACUGGCAAGCAAACCCAUUCAGAGCAGUGGCAGAACCGGGCAUCCAACUGAAGGCAGUAAAGUCAAACACAGGCCCUGGCGAGAACUUGAGGAACGCCUUGUGGCAUACCGGCGACACGAACAAUCAGGUGAAACUGCUGUGGAAAGAUGCUCGAAAUGUUGGCUGGAAGGACAAGACGUCUUAUCGGUGGUUCCUCCAGCACCGACCGGCUGAUGGAUACAUCAGAGUUCGGUUCUACGAGGGUCCUCAGAUGGUGGCAGACACAGGGGUCAUUAUAGACGCCACAAUGAGAGGGGGUCGACUUGGGGUCUUCUGCUUCUCACAGGAAAACAUCAUCUGGGCCAACCUGCGAUACCGCUGCAACGAUACUUUACCAGAAGACUUCGACAACUACCGUGGACGGCAGGUUCAGCUGGUGGCCUAA
This is a messenger RNA of Nerophis lumbriciformis (worm pipefish), 2259 nucleotides long. NCBI's taxonomy places the organism in Eukaryota, Metazoa, Chordata, Actinopteri, Syngnathiformes, Syngnathidae. The record is from RefSeq and is a predicted model, not a curated record.